AUGGAAAGCACAUAUAGACUCGACAUCAAUAAUCCAAGGAUUCGUGAAGCAAUGAAAACUUUAGGCAUCAAAAAAGAUGACCUGCUCGUUCGUUCUUUUUCUGAUUUUCAGAGCCAAGAGAUAACUGAACAAAUCCAAAUACUUCGCUAUGAGCAUUAUAAGCAAAAAUUAAACGGUCUUGUUACUGCAAUACAAGCCUUUAUAAAAGAAAACAACUUAGAGCAUCAACGAUCUGCUUCUUCUCAAAACACUCGUAGCUCUCAAUCCCCCAGCAACGCUGAAAAAGAAAAAUCCAGAGAGCGUCACAAGUCUCUUCUCUCACAAAAAAUCGACGAGGAGCUAAAACGGCGAGAAUUAGCUGAAAAUACUAAUAAAAAGCAAAACAGAAAAUCUCUUGUUGAUGAAAGAAUUAAACAUGAAAUUGACCAGAAAAAGCAAAUUCACGGGAAUAAGAAAGCUGCACAAGAAGAAAGAUUGAAAUUACUAAUGACUGAGCAAAUCCAGCAGAGGAAAAACUGAAAUUCAAGAGCGCAUGAUCACAUGAGCAGGUCACCAAAAACAAACCAUGAUAUUAUUAAAGAUACCACCUUGGCUCGAUGAAAUGAGUUUAUUAAGACAAAAGAAGAAAGAGAAAAGAAAGAAGAAAAAGAACUGCAGGAGAAAAUGCAAAAUUUUAAUUUCAAAAUUGUAAAAUCAAAAGAGCUGCAUGAGCAGAUGCUGAAAACAAAAACUGAAAAAAUGUCAUCGCACACACAAAGGGUUGAAAAUCAUCUAAAUACAAUAAAUAUAUCGAAGGAAGAAAAAGAUACUGAUCAUGUAAAAAAAAUCAUAAAUAAAGCUCAGGAGCAUGAAGAAAAAAGAGGAAAAAUACUUGAAGGAAAUAAUCAAAAAUUGAAGAGCCAACAAGAAAAAAUAUUAAAUAAGCAGGCGAAAAUUAAACAAAAUUUAAUUGAAGAGGAAAAGAAAGAAAGAGAUAGGAUCAGGCAAAUACAAAAUAAACUAGAGACCAGUUUUGAAGCAAUUAAGCAGAAAAAGGAAGAGCUCCAAAAGGAUUUAGAAUAUAAAUAUGAAAAAUUAAGGUUGAAAGAAGAAGGAACACUAGAGAACGCCGCUAUAAAAAGAAGGAUGGAUUUAGCAAAAAAAGAAAAAUGAUUGGAAAAGCACGCAAACAUGAAUAAACGCUUGGAUGAGCUUAAAGUAGAAAAAGAGAAAAAUAAUGAAGACAAGCGAGGAAAAGCUUAUAGCGCUGCAAUAGAAAAAGAAAAAGCUCGAAAGCUCCAAAUUUUGAUUGAAAAAAGUAGCAACCCAACAGUCAUUAAAAAACUGGUGGAAAACUAUUAA
This is a messenger RNA of Blepharisma stoltei, 1341 nucleotides long. The record is from the annotation of a GenBank genome assembly. NCBI's taxonomy places the organism in Eukaryota, Ciliophora, Heterotrichea, Heterotrichida, Blepharismidae.